Molecule: messenger RNA, 509 nt
Organism: Amphimedon queenslandica
Lineage: Eukaryota; Metazoa; Porifera; Demospongiae; Haplosclerida; Niphatidae
Exons: 3
Coding region: 11-457 (148 amino acids)
Biological process (GO): signal transduction
Molecular function (GO): protein binding
Source: RefSeq, a predicted model, not a curated record
CACCUUUAAGAUGGCCGACUCUUCUACGGUUUCAGGAAGGAUACAUCAAAUUCUCGAUCAAAUUGGAAGAUUAAACAUUAGUGAUCUCGAUGAAGUGAUUGCAUUACUUGAGAGACAUCACUACAACAAGACAUCAUAUCAUCGACUUGGCCUUCGUCUUAAUUUGUCUCACAAUACACUAGAGAAAAUAAAGAGAGACCAUGGAGAAGUUGAUCCUUGUUUUACAGAGUGUUUGGCUAGCUGGUUACGUAAAGUUGAUGAUGUGGAGACUCCAACAAUAGAUACACUGAUAGCUGCUCUCAGAGGAAUAGGAGAGAAUGCUGUAGCUGAUGGCAUUAAUGAAGAAAGACAAACUGUCUCGGCUAUAUCUAAAAGUGAAAUGUUCUGUCAUCCAACUCCCCAAACUACCCCCACAACCACCAGUAAAGGUAAGAUUUUGUCAUUGGCCUUGUCAUAAUUUGUGUGGAUUAGUGGAGACUACUGUGACCAUUGUAGGGUAGUGUUAUUUU